CGUGCUCAGAGACCUUCAGUUGCCGGAUUUCCUUUUGUGUUGCUAGGGGAAGCGAGUUCGUCAGCCUCCAGAGCGACCGCAGACAUGACUCCCUUUGGCGAUGCCAAGCUCUUCUUCUGCAUCUUUUUCAUCAUCUGCUGCUCCACAGUGACUGAGGCUCAGGUUCCUGUCGACUGCUGCUUGUCGGUAGCAAACAAACCAAUCAGCAAAAAACUAAUUGGAGAUUACCGUGAACAGGAUCAAGGCUGCUCGAUUGAUGCCACAAUUCUGGUGACCAGACGUGGGUUAAAACUCUGCGCCCCGACUAAGGAUGAAAAGUGGGUGGAAGACGUAAUGACGCACGUGGAUCACCUGAAGAAAAAAUGCAAAAAGGAGAACUACCAGGGCAAUCGCUGUUUUGGAGUGAAGCCUGAAUAAAAAAGCCUCUGGUUCCCUGAGAACACCAAGUGAUUGACACGAAUCCAGCUUAAAGUUUCUCCUGUUACCGAAAUAAAACCUUUUGUUUUUUUCAUUUUAUCUUUAUAAAAAUCUAUGUUAAUUUGAGCUGCAAUCUAAAAACAACAUCUUGAAGGAAUUUUAUUUUUUACUGCUUUUCUGUUUGUAAAAAGUCUUUCAGAGAUAUAAUAUGCUAAAUGUGUGUAGCCAUUUAAGCUAACACAUGUGUAGCCACAUAAGCUAGCCUAUGUUUUAGUCAGAGAAAGUUUUACUGUAACCUUACUGUGAAUUUUUAUCUCUAAUUAAAACCUUUUUAUUUUCCUCA
Messenger RNA from Xiphophorus couchianus (Monterrey platyfish), 760 nucleotides. RefSeq names its product C-C motif chemokine 3-like. The transcript is spliced from 4 exons. Gene Ontology annotation, cellular component: extracellular region. Gene Ontology annotation, molecular function: chemokine activity. Gene Ontology annotation, biological process: immune response. The record is from RefSeq and is a predicted model, not a curated record. NCBI's taxonomy places the organism in Eukaryota, Metazoa, Chordata, Actinopteri, Cyprinodontiformes, Poeciliidae. Bases 85 to 417 code for a protein of 110 amino acids.